This is a messenger RNA of Peronospora farinosa, 1353 nucleotides long. The record is from the annotation of a GenBank genome assembly. Lineage: Eukaryota; Oomycota; Peronosporomycetes; Peronosporales; Peronosporaceae.
AUGGGAAACUCUACGAGCAGCACCGCCAGAGUCGAGUGGAAGGGACCAUUUAGCGAUAAAGAAUACGAAUGUCUGAGGACGAAAUAUAACGAAACCAUCGCGUUGGAAUUGUCGAAAGCAGCGGCAUCAGCCAAUUUACAGAUGUGGUUAGAGUUGCCGCUUCCUGCUACAGCGCCAAAAGAGUUGAUUGCUUCGUGUCGUCGUCUGGGUUCUGCUUUUUAUCAGUUGUGUCUGAAGACAGAGGAAAGUGGAGAAUCGAAUGGAAUGUUACAGAUGAAGAACUUUGCACAAGGAGUGGCGCAAUGUGUUCGAGCAUCGUCGCAGUCAAUCUGUCGGUCACUGUUUCGACUGUUUGCAGAAAAUGCUCAAGCUAAUGAAAUGACAGAGCAAGAGUUGAGUCAAAUGCUGUUUGCCUGCUUACUUAUGGCCGAAGGCGAAGAAGUUGAAGAUGCAGAUCGUGUAGCACACGUGGCAAACGCUCUUGCUCGUGGUGUUAUGCCAGCAGCUAUAGGAUCUACUCACGUGACGAGUGAUGAUUUUGUUCGAUGGAUUGGAGCUCAGUUCCCUCUUUUCUACACGAUUUUUAUGUCGUGGAUGGCGCGCAAGAGUUUCGAAUCACUGACUAAGUCGUCGUAUGAAAUGCCUCGAUUGUCCCACAAAAGCGCCAUUUUGGCCAGAUCCCAUUUUGUGGCGUUGUCCACAGUCACCACAUCACUGCAGACAUCGCUCAGUCGCCUGUACACGAGUGCACAGGAUGGUUUAAGUUUUAACCGUCUCAGCUACCACAUCUUAGGAUACUCAGGGCCAACGUUGACUGUGAUCCAGGAAGCCGAAGGAGCUGUGUUUGGUAUGUAUUGUGAUACCGAGUGGAAGGAAUCAAGCCGCUACUAUGGAGGCAAUGGAUGUUUUCUUUUUCGAAUGGAGCCAGAGAUUAGUAUUUAUCGAGUGUCUACGAGCGGCUCCAACGAAAACUACAUGUACUUGAACUCAAAGGGUUUUGCGCUUCCACGUGGACUCGGCAUCGGGGGAUCGACCGAGAAGUUUCGGCUAUUUCUGAGCGAAGAUCUAGACGAGCACAGCUACACAACUCCGAAGUGCUUGUCUUUCGAACCGGGUCGUCUGUCGUCCAGCGAGCAAUUUAUGAUUGAUGCCAUCGAGGUGUGGGGCUGUGGUGGGGCACAAGGUGCGCUUAACCAGAAAGCGCACCGUCAGGAGACGGCUAACCUGAUCAAUCGGGCGAGAAAAGUGGACAAGGCCCAGUUUGUUGGAAAUGACUUUGACAAAGAAAUGUUUUUGGGAAAGACGUUUGGCCACGGGACGGACAGAGCUCGCGUCGCCGAUGACGAGCAAUAA